AUGAAAUAAAAACUUUUUCUAAUGAAAACUCAUUCAUAUGCUUUGGAUCAUAGUUAUGGUCCUAAAUAGAAUAUGAAUACUUCACAAGUAAGUCACUCCAUAUAGCCAUCACCAAGGUCAUUAGCCACUUAGAAAAGCCAAAAUAGUGUGAUUGAAUUGCCUACUCGCUUUUAAAGUUAGGAUUUAAGUGUAAUAUUAGAAUCUGAGUAAGAUCCUAAAAUGAAACGUAAGUAUAUUUUGAAAUGAAGGCUAUAAAUAUUAGUGCAAGAAUCCAUAGUUAGUGAGAUUGGAAAAAAUUUAAGAGUUAGUAUACAAUAAGAAAUUAUAAAAUAAAUGCAAAUACACAGAAAAGAGUAGAAACAUCAAAAAAGCAGUUUCAGUUCCAAAAGGUAGUGUAUCUAUAAUGCUAAAUAAUUAAACAUAAAAACAUUCUAAUUUCAAUCUAACAAAAAAAGUAACUGCUAGAUCUAAGUUUAAAAUGAAGUGGAAAACUAUAUAAUGGCUUUUAAAAAAUAGAAAGGAAGCAAUAACUUAACUCUUUAGCAAUUAUUAAGUUAUGGUUAAAUAUGCAAAACAAAAAUAAAAUGGUCUCAAUAAAGCAGAAUUUAUAGAUUUAUUAAGUGUUGUAGGAUUGAGCACUGAUCUUUCAGAAAAACUAUUUUAUGUUUUCGAUGAAGAUUAGAGUGGCACAAUAGAUUAUAAGGAGUUAAUUGUUGGAUUAGAGGUUUUUAAGGAAGACUCAAUUGAAGAGAAAAUGAAAGUAUUUUUUGAAAUUUGUGAUACUGAUGGAAGUGGAGCCAUCUCUGAAUAAGAAUUAUAUAAUGUCUUAAAAUUAAAUAUAGCAUCAUUCAGUGACAGAUAGAAAUUAAAAAAAACAAUUUCAAAGAUUUUUAUAGAAUGUGAUAUCAAUGGAGAUGGUUAAUUAGAUAAGCAAGAGGUAUUAGAAGCAGCAAAAAAUAAUUUUACUUUAAGAUAACUCUUAUAAUAAGGAAUAAGAGAUGUUAAAUAAAUUGACAAUUUGAUUGAUAAUGAUCUCCAUGAGAAUUUUAAUGAGUGGGUUCCUGCUUCUGCCAAUUUUGUCAAUUAUAAAGAAGGAAUUUUCUAUCCUUACAAUGAUAAACUAUUGCAAGCAUUCAAAGAAAUGGAAGAAGUAUUUAGAUAUCAUUAUUAUUUCUAGAUUUAUGAUAAAAAAGAAAAGAUAUUUAAAUAUGUUCAUAGAAAUGAAUAAAGCAACCCAUUUAAUUAGGAUGCAUGA
Messenger RNA from Paramecium pentaurelia, 1255 nucleotides. NCBI's taxonomy places the organism in Eukaryota, Ciliophora, Oligohymenophorea, Peniculida, Parameciidae. The record is from the annotation of a GenBank genome assembly.